AGCACCGAGCUUUUAUCUAUGAAUGAAACUGGACCUCUUUAUCUGCCGGGUGUGCCACCUGCCGGUGCGUCACGACCGCUCUGGCCAAUCCCGACGCAGUGAAUCCUCCGUGCGUCCUUGGAGAGAUCCCCGCUGUGGUGCUCACAUCGCCGUCCAAACCCACGGCGAGCCUCGUCCACCGUGAACCUUUAGCGCUUCAGAUGAGCCUGGAUUGGGACUGACGUAAGCCGACUGCUGCUGUGCCAAACGCGGACCCAUGCACACAAGUUUGACUGGAUUGCCAUUUCCACAUCUACUUCUGCUGCUUUUUGACACUAUUGAACGUUAUGAGGUAUUUCCAGACUUUGAACAAGAGAUGAUUUUCUGUUCCACUGUGGAUGAAAGAGCAAUGCGACGCCAUGAUCCGACCGGAGGAGGAUAGUCGUGCACCAACAGUAGACGGCAUUGUAACCAGAAGGCACUCCGCUGAAAGGUGACCUCCAGACACUUCACCUCCCCAAAACAUUUGAAUAUGCCAGGACAUAACAAUGAGCUCCAACAGCACAGACCCUGGUCUCUUCCUGACUGCAAACCCCUCACUGCCAACAGCCGGAGCCUACCCACAAUCCAAUGCUCUCCACCAGGGAGGAAGUGGAGGAGUUUCCUGGAGCAGUUUUCAUGGGAAUACCCUGGAUGAUAAUUCCUCUUCCGCCAGCAAACUCCUCAACCUCACCUCAGAAUCCCAAAAUGGGAAUAUAACUGAUCCCCUUAAUCCCUUGGGUGGCCACCCUUUGUGGCAGGUGGUCCUCAUUGUCUUGCUGACAGGUAUGCUUUCACUGGUCACCAUUAUUGGCAACAUCUUGGUGGUGGUAUCCUUCAAGGUUAAUCGCCAGCUAAAGACGGUCAAUAACUACUUCCUGCUGAGCUUGGCUGUCGCUGACCUCAUCAUAGGGGUCAUCUCCAUGAACCUCUACACAGCUUAUCUUGUGAUGGGAUACUGGGCAAUGGGCAACUGGGCCUGUGACCUGUGGCUGGCUAUAGACUAUGUGGCCAGUAAUGCCUCAGUUAUGAACCUACUGGUCAUCAGCUUUGACCGCUACUUUUCAAUCACCAGGCCUUUGACCUACCGGGCCAAACGGACCACUAAGCGAGCUGGGCUCAUGAUCGGCCUAGCCUGGUUUGUUUCUCUUGUCCUGUGGGCCCCAGCCAUCCUAUUAUGGCAGUAUUUUGAGGGUAAAAGGACAGUACCCUCAAAUGAGUGCUACAUUCAGUUCCUCGAAGAGCCCACUAUAACGUUCUGCACAGCUAUGGCGGCUUUCUACCUGCCUGUGACGAUAAUGAGUGUCCUCUACUGGCGCAUUUACAAGGAGACCCAGAACCGUUCAAAGGAGUUGGCUGGGUUGCAGGGUUCGGGGAGUCGUGGUGGGAUAGGAGGAAGAGGUGGUAAUGGCAGAGGAGAGAAAUCACGUUUUGUCCAUCAGACAGGAAGUUCUAGAAGUUGCAGCAGCUAUGAGCUGACCAGGCUAUCCCGGAGAAGGAGCACAUGUCGGGAACUGAUUGGCCGCUUCCACUGCUGGCCUGGGGUUCGUUCUUGGAGACCUGGUAGUAUCCGGCAGGGGGAAGGUGAUCCAGACCAGAGCAGCAGUGACAGCUGGAACAACAAUGAUGCUGCGGCCUCCUUAGACCACUCUGGGUCUUCAGAGGAUGAGGACUGUGGGGGCAAAGAGAUGAUUUCCCAGAGUCAUGCUAUUUUCUCAAUUGUUCUCAGCCUUCCUGGUAUAAAGGCUGCUGUCAACUCCCAACUCACCUCAUGUGAGGAUCUGGAUGCAGCAUCAGAGGAGGAUCCCCUCAGGGGAGAGGAGUAUAACCGAGACAGCCUCUCAAGAGUCACCGCCAACACCACUGCCACUACUACUCCCGACGAGGCAAACAGUUCAGAAAAUAGCUAUCACCAACGCUUCUGCUCACGAAAGAUUCAGUCAAUGCCUGCCAUCCAGGCUUCCUCUAACCAAGGCUCGGAUGGUCCCCCAACAACUACUACCACAGCCGCCGACAAUACCACCACCACCAGCACCACCACCAAAUCCCCCUCCGUGCCAAUGUCCUUCAAAGAUGCAGCUCUGGCAAAGCGUUUUGCAAGCCGGGCUCGGACUCAGAUCACUAAGAGGAAGCGUAUGUCCUUAGUGAAGGAAAAGAAGGCAGCUCAAACUCUCAGUGCCAUCCUCUUUGCAUUCAUCAUCACAUGGACACCGUACAACAUCAUGGUGCUGAUCAAUACCUUCUGUAAAGCUUGCAUCCCAGGGACCCUGUGGGCAGUAGGGUACUGGCUCUGCUACGUCAACAGCACGGUCAACCCCAUGUGUUACGCCCUGUGCAACAAGACUUUCCGUACAACCUUUAAGAUGAUUCUGCUGUGCCGCUGGGACCAGAAAAAGAGGAGGAAGCAGCAGUUCCAGCAGAGGCAGUCUGUGGUAUUCCACAGCAGGAUUCCCAGGGAGUCCACGUAAAGGACAGACAGUCAGGAUGGUUAAUACCAGGUAAUGGAACGAUUUAACAUAGGACAAGGGAAAGGAAGAAGCAGACAUCUUGUUGUUUUUUUGCUUAGAGAUCCAUAAUGUGUUUCUCUGCUGGUAUGUCAAGCACAGUGACCCUAUGUGGUUUUCUUGCGGUAUGUGUUUGUGUCAGUGCAUCCAUUGAGCAAAGCUGUUUGUAUGCAUAAAGGGUUGCGUGAGGUCAGGUUCAGAGAUGAAAACUUCCCUACUGUCCUUGAAGAACACUUUACCAUGUCAGUGUGGGAAACAAUAGAAAAGGGCUUUAAAAUGCAUUGCUGGAGAAUAUUUGAAGUGCAAUUGACACAAGGGAAAAGGAUGUCCUUGUAACGGGGUUUGGGAUUUCUUAUCAUUUCUCUCUGUGGGUAGCUAUAUCUGUAACGUGCAGAGUGGUUUUGCAUUUCAAACAAAACUAUGUAUCUGUAAAACGUCAGUGAAAGCCAAGACAAACACUAGUUUGUUUCACAGGCUUUUACAUUGUACUGAUUUGACCUGUCGUCCUCUUGACAUGUGUUUUUAUCAGAACUUCUGUACAUUGCCUUUCUAUCUACAUAGAUAUAGCUUUCCUGUGUCUGAUGGAAUAUAACAAGUUCUUGGAUUGUGUCCUUACUUUCAGUCAACAGAGAUCUUGUUAUUUUUGUGAUAUUCAUGUUUGGUUUUCUAGAUAUUCCUGAGAUUUUGAGCCAGUCUGAAAAUUAUUCUUCUGACAAACUGAGUUGUGAAUAUUUUGUGUGGCACUGCAGACAGUGAACUGCUGUUGUGUUCAAUGUGAUUGUUGUGGUUUUUAUGGUGGAGAAAAUAAGUACAUUGGUUGUGUGUUAUGUACUUGCAGUUCUCUGUCAUGAGUAAUGAUUAUACAUUGAUGAUAUUCUGUUUGUGUACAUUUCGAUAUUGACUGACUUGAUACACAAUGAUUGAUUGCACACAAAGAUGUUCAUUUAUAAAGAUGUGUGUUUUACACUAUCUUUUAGAUUUCUACAAAAUUAUACAUCUAAAAAAACUCUUUGUAAAUGGCCGUCCAUCUUUACUAAAGUAGAGCAAUGGCAGCCUCUAGUGGCUUGAGAAGGACAAGUGCAGGGUCAAAUUCCCAUUCUGCAAAUGGGAAGGAAAAAAUGGCCUUUAUUAAAUCAGAAUUGUGUAACAAUUAUUCACAUUGUAAGCCUGUUUUGUUUUGUGAAUUGACUUAUCGUUUCAUACAUUUAAUUUAGAUUUUAAAUAAAAAAUGUAUUUGGCAUUUUACAAAGGGAUGGCCACAAUCAUUGAAUUAACAAUACUUCUACUUUCUGUCAUAACCUGAUUAUUAUUUUUUUGUUUGAUUUCAUAUUAUUUAUGGGAGAUGUUUUUUUAUAUAUAUAAACAAGACAUACAGCAAAUUCAUGAAUAUUCAUCAGGUUUUCCGAUACAGCAAAUGGCCAAACACCACACACCAACAAAAGUCAGCAUAAAGAGGCCAAUCAUUUUUCAAAUUUAUAUUUGUUUUGCACUUUUUGUUAAUCAGAUUUUAAGUAGAUGGUUUAUACAUUUGUUGCCACACCUAAAUCUUGAAUAUUGUGUAAAAGAUAUUGAAGGCAAAGGAUAAACUGUAUGUCAACUGGCAUAUUGAAGAAUGGGUCAAUUGGAUUAUGUUGAUGCAAUGAUAUUACUUAUGUGUUGUAUGCAAAAGAUAUGUUAACAUUAUCCCAUGCUUGUCAUCAGUGGGUAUUUUGUUUGCUUUCAACACAAUGUGCUCGAGUGUCAUGAUGCAUUCUUUUCAUCAGAUUUUUGUAAUUAAAUUGGGAAUGUAAACUACCAAAAUGGUGAACACAAACAUUUUGUUACAUUUUAAGUCAUAAUCAUACUCAUACUUUAAGUCAAUAA
Messenger RNA from Anoplopoma fimbria (sablefish), 4385 nucleotides. It is a transcript of the gene chrm3a, whose product is annotated as cholinergic receptor, muscarinic 3a. The transcript has 4 exons. Gene Ontology annotation, molecular function: G protein-coupled serotonin receptor activity; G protein-coupled acetylcholine receptor activity. Gene Ontology annotation, biological process: chemical synaptic transmission; adenylate cyclase-inhibiting G protein-coupled acetylcholine receptor signaling pathway; regulation of vascular associated smooth muscle contraction. Gene Ontology annotation, cellular component: dendrite; plasma membrane; synapse. The record is from RefSeq and is a predicted model, not a curated record. The coding region runs from base 528 to 2486 and encodes 652 amino acids. NCBI's taxonomy places the organism in Eukaryota, Metazoa, Chordata, Actinopteri, Perciformes, Anoplopomatidae.